CUUGCCACACCUCAACGUUCAAUUUGGCUUGACGGUGCUGCAGUGGACGGAGGGUUGGAGUGGACAGUCCCUGCUGAUUCGCAAAUAAAAGCUACCAGCAUUGGAGGGUUUCCGGGGUUUGAAUCCGAAAGGGAAGCUUAUUUCCUGGUGCAACGCAGGAACUAUGAAAUCGACCCGUUUCUGCCAUGUUAGUUAUGCGACAGAAUAGUCCUGUGAAGAUAAAACCAGUAUUUAAAGAAAAGUUUAUUGUCAUUACUGAAUCUCUCUUCAAAAGAGCGACACCGUAUGAUGAAGCAACCGACAGUGCAACGUUUUGGGAUGCCUAUCUCAUAUUAGACGUCAAUUCCGACUACCUCACUCAACUGAUUCACAGCAUGUCCGAAGAAUCCUUGUUAAACGUCCGUCACAACAGCAAUCUUCUUUUCUCCGCCUGUGUGGAACGUCUAAAUUGUCGAGACGAAUCGAAUGCGAGCGAACGUACACGUCAAAUCCACUCGUUGCAGUUACUUUCCACGUUAUUGAAAAGUUUAUUUGCGAAAAAACGUCUAAGCUACUUUAACAUCAUCAAUCUACUGACGGGACUCGACAAGGCGGACGUACAACUGAAUGCCCUCGUGAAGACGCUGGACAGUUUGAUAAAGCAACCGACCACGCGAGCUCACGCGCUGGUCUUGGCCUUGGUGCUAUCGGCCGGAAACAACAACGUAAACAAUAAUAGCCUUAACAGCUACUUUAUGAAUCACGAUCUCUCCCGCACCCUGUUUGAGGUUAUUGCAGAUCAAGACAUGACCGAGACCCAGACAAGGCACGCCGUCAUGCUACUGGGAAUGCUUUCAAAUUACAAUAAAUACGAAUCGCGCAAUCCAUAUCUCACUGCACUGUCAAGAAUCAAUGAUGCAAACGUAUUAAAGAGACUAGUAUCCUUAUUUAAAAAUUUGUUCUCCACGUUGAUUAGCCGCUUCUGUCUUGUUGUUAGAGACGAUAAUACGACGUUGACAAAAUCUGUCGUUACUUAUAUGACCAGUUGGUUUUCUACGACUUCAUCACCUGAUCUCACCGAUAUCGAAGCUCUGAACGAAGAAAUUGGAUCCAUGAUUAGCCCUCCCCUGUCCGCAUUGCUUUUACCGUUUUAUGAUCUCAUGAAUACGAAUUCACACUUUAUGAUGGUCUAUACAAGCUACAGCACUUCAAAAGACACAAAGGAAAACGACGAGACGCCGAUCGCCGUGCUCUUAUCUUUUGUGUCCUACCUUGUCCAAUAUAAUCGGAGCGAGCAUUCAGCCGCCUAUACCAAACUCAUGUUUCUGGUGCUCCUACGGUUAACGGAAGAUGACACCUUUCUGUCGUUCAUGGCACGCGACGACACGCAUGCAAUCGUACGAUUGUGCCGGCAGCGACAACCUCCCUUACCGCGGAUGAAAAAACCUCGAUCGCUGUUGUGUGUAAUUUUGGAUGACGCGUUGCUAUACACGAAGCAUAAUCUUCGGAAAAAGCUCGACUUGCCCACUUACAGGUUGGCAUUCCUUGUAAUUCAUCGCAUUCUUUGUUUCCUAUCAAAACGCCAAAUCCGGCUUGCUUAUCACUGGUCGGAAUUAUGGUCGAGCUUAACGGCGAUUCUGCAUUUUAUUGUCAUGCAAUGGGACGAUCUCAUCUUAUUGGAGCGUUUUGAUACGUUCUUGUAUUCGUUUGUCAGCAUAUUCAAUAUUAGUGUGGCUCAAGGAGAGACAUUUUUGCCCGAUACCAAGGCAUACGAUGCUCUCUUUUACGAACUCAUUCGUGCUUCCGAUGAUAUGAUGGCAUUGUCCCAAGGCGUGAGCCGAACGAUGAUGAACAAAACACGAGAAGAUCGCUCGCCUGUCCUGUCUUUUACCGAUUUCUCCAACUUGAGAAUGAUUUGCAACCAUUUCAAGCCAGCUCUGGAUGAAUGGCAAACGACCCACAACGUGAAGUAUCCCAGCCCCGAACAAGUGAUAGGAAUCAUUCAUGAUAAUUACGGAACAUUGGAGUUGGCACCCAUGGGGAAACUUGACAGUGUGGGUGGAUACAAAGAAGCUCCGGCUGAAAUGGGAUUCUUACGUCAUAUGCUGCGCAUUGCAGUGGAGGAUUACUGCGGUCAUCUUUCCCCGUCAGAGAGCCGCAGCAUGUAUCAUCCAGUAUCAUAAAAUACAUCUUUUUUUUUUUGGAUAUAUUACGACUAAGCGAAUGCAAGACAUCGCCCCAUGAAGGAAGCAUAAUAGUGAUGGUGAAAAAAAAUGGACGCGCAAUUAAUGUAGACAUAAAUAAGUAAAAUGUGUAAAAAUAC
Molecule: messenger RNA, 2302 nt
Organism: Radiomyces spectabilis
Lineage: Eukaryota; Fungi; Mucoromycota; Mucoromycetes; Mucorales; Radiomycetaceae
Exons: 14
Coding region: 186-2162 (658 amino acids)
Biological process (GO): regulation of Golgi organization
Cellular component (GO): cytosol
Source: RefSeq, a predicted model, not a curated record